This is a messenger RNA of Vicia villosa (hairy vetch), 696 nucleotides long. RefSeq lists its product as uncharacterized. NCBI's taxonomy places the organism in Eukaryota, Viridiplantae, Streptophyta, Magnoliopsida, Fabales, Fabaceae. The coding region runs from base 1 to 696 and encodes 231 amino acids. The transcript is spliced from 2 exons. The record is from RefSeq and is a predicted model, not a curated record.
AUGUCCAUUUUGGUUAACGGGAGUGCAACAAAAGAGUUUAAGGUGCAUAAAGGUUUAAGACAAGGUGAUCCGUUGUCUCCGUUUCUCUUCGUUCUAGCUAUGGAGGGAUUAACCGCUCUUGUUAGAAAAUCGGUUGAGGUGGGAGAUUUUCAACCUUUCAAUUUAUGGUUGGGUGAUCAAACUCUUCGCGAGCAAUUUCUGGAAUUGUUUGAUAUAUCAACCAUCAAAAACUGUGCGGUUGCGGAUUUAUUGGUUUGGAUUGACGGAGAACCUUCUUGGGAGCUGGAGAGGCUGUUCAGCCGUGGCAUCACCUCGGGCUCAGCCGCUACGGCAGUGUUGCUGCUGCCUUGCUGGAAUCGGUUGCGGGAAGCAGUGGAAAUGGUGAGGUUUAAUGAGUUUGAAAUCAAUUGCUUUAUGAGGAGAGCAAAUAUGGAAAAUGUAUUUUCGGUAGGUAGCAUUUCUAACAUUGUCAAAGAUUAUAAAUCCUUUGCUUGGGCAACAAACAUAAUUAAUUUGCUAAAGGUUAUGUGGGAUCUUAGAAUUCCUCCCAAGUUGAAAGUGUUUGCAUGGAGAUUUUUUGUUGAAAGAAUUCCUUCCAAAGACCUUUUGUUGAAAAAGGGAGUUUCUAGCUUGGACAAUAUGGAUUGUUUUUUUUUGUGGCAAUUUUCUGGAGAAUGUCUCUCCUCUCUUUUUUAA